Messenger RNA from Penaeus vannamei (Pacific white shrimp), 873 nucleotides. The record is from RefSeq and is a predicted model, not a curated record. NCBI's taxonomy places the organism in Eukaryota, Metazoa, Arthropoda, Malacostraca, Decapoda, Penaeidae.
CUCUCUCUCUCUCUCUCUCUCUCUCUCUCUCUCUCUCUCUCUAAAAAAUUAUUUCGUCUGGAAAUAUAGUUUACAUUGAUGUUUUUCGAUUCUGUGCGUUGAUGUGGGCUCAUUGUUGAAGUUGUAAAAUAAUUUCGGUCUGUUUGACACUGAAUUCAACUUAAACUUAUAUGGUAUCGGUAGUUUGCAAAUGUUCCGUAACAAAAUAGUAAUCAAAUCAAAAGGAAGGAAUAAUCACAGCAGACUUGAGUUACCAGAACGCGUUAGGAACACGAAUAGCCCGGUGUGUAUCAUUACUCAAUGGACGACCUGGUAAUCAGCAGACAGGCAGAAAAUGGAUUGAAACCCGAACAUAUACUCUGAAAGAAAACAUAGAAAAAUGAGUAUGUCGAUGCAGUCCAGUUCAUCUUUUUAAACUGGAAAAGGGCGCAUUGUGUGAGUGGCCAAAAACUUUUUUUUUUUACAAACUUUUGAUGGAAGGCAGUUCAAGUCAUACACGAAAGAAAAACAAUAUUGCACAGACCAUCCAACCACGCAAGUGAGGAUGCGGAAAUAAAGUAGCUGUAUUUCUUAAGUGCGACGAUGUACUAAGGCAAUUCAGCGAUCACUGGCAUUCGAAAAGGAGGAAAGGGAAAAAUUAUGAAAGGAAUUGCCGCGAGUAUAAUCUACCUCACCAUUCUGGUCACUGCAACCGGAGGCUUCGCGCCCAACAUCCUCGGCGCCCACAGCACCACCACACAAGCGCCCUCGCCCACCACAGAGGACGGGGCUCAGCUGCCCACCUUCCUGGGACGCCACAACGCCACAGUGACGGUGCACGCGGGCGACACGGCCUCCCUCGACUGCCACGUGCUCAGGGUCGGCAACAAGACG